Eutrema salsugineum is the source of this 1470-nucleotide messenger RNA. RefSeq lists its product as uncharacterized. Lineage: Eukaryota; Viridiplantae; Streptophyta; Magnoliopsida; Brassicales; Brassicaceae. The record is from RefSeq and is a predicted model, not a curated record. Bases 1 to 1470 code for a protein of 489 amino acids. The transcript has 10 exons.
AUGUCAAUUUUUAAAAGAAAAUCAGCAUCUAAUGUUUUCGUUAGGGAUUUACGUCCUGGCUCUGAUAACUUUGUUAUCAAAGUUAAUAUCCUCAAGAUUUGGGAUGGAUUCAAAGGUAGAGGGCGGUGUUCACUUGAGAUGGUCUUGGUUGAUCAAGAGGGUGAUAGGAUACAAGCAACUGUUGAAAGGUUUUUCGCUAAAUCUUUUCGUAAAGAUUUGGUCGAGGGGAGAUCGGUGCUUAUCAAUACUUUUAAGGUUGUUGAGUAUAAUUCUCAGUAUCGAACUACACGAACACCUUUUAAGAUAGUUUUCUAUGCAACUACGACUGUCUCUGUAUGCUUGGAUUUUCCUCAAGAGGUUUCUGAAAAAUAUAUGAAAAGUUUUCCAGAUAUUUUAUCAACUGAUUUGGACAAUGGCUAUUUGAUCGACGUGGUCGGACAAAUCGUAAGAGUUGGUCAUGUUGAGGACGUUAUGGCUCAAGGAAAAAGGCGUUCUAGACUUAAGAUUUAUCUUAGGGAUGAGAGCGAUCUACAAUUACCAUGUACUCUUUGGGCUGAUAACGCAAAAGAAGUUGCUGAUUAUGUUAAACGUAAUUGCGCAUCCGUCGUUGUGGUUAUUAUAAGGCUUGCGUGUAUCAAAAACUAUCGAGUGUGUCCUCUUGUGGCGAAAUUCCGAUCUGAGUUGCCUCAAGAUAAGUAUAUUCUCAUUCCUAACGAAGAUGAUUCGGGUGUAGAUUCUAAAGAUUCAUUAAACAAUGAAUUUUUGGUUGGUAAGUAUGUGACAUUGGCGACUAUACGCUCUGUUGCCAAUAGUAAUUCGUGGUAUUUCAUAGCAUGCAAGAAGUGUGAAAAAAGUUUCUUUCUGUUGUUGAACGUGGACGAUGGUUUUGGAGGGACGACAGUCUUUGUCGUGUUCGACAAAAUUGCUCAAAAAUUGUUUAAGAAGACUGCCGAGGAAGUUUUCGAAGAGUCUGUUGGGGAUAAUUCGUCUGGACUGCCUCAAUCACUGCGUGAUCUAGAAGGAAAAGAGUUCCUUUUUAAGGUUGUUGUAACUGAAGAUAAUGUCAAAAAGGUUAAGAAUUCGUUUUCGGUUGACCAGUUUACAUCUGAUGACUAUAUGAUUCAGACGUUCUGUAGUCAGGUCUAUUCUGAGCCUCCGUUUUUGGAAACCUUCGUCGAUGAAGAUAGAGGAUCAUAUGUUGAGAAAACUCUGCCUGCCUGUUCUAAAAGUGAUUGUGAUGAUCCUCAUGUCAGUGUUGAUGUAAAUGCAGAAGUUUCUAUCGAGAAGAUUGUACCUGCAUCUUCUAAAAGUGACAGUGAUGCUCCUAAUGACAUUGUUAAACAAAAUACAAAUGUUACUCUCGAGAAGACAGCUCCUGUGAGUUCUAAAAGAGAUCGUGAGGAUCCUGACGUCAUUCCUACUCCUGUCAAAACAUCUGGAUCUAGAAGGAAGAAGAAUUCUAUGUCAUAG